Messenger RNA from Melospiza melodia melodia, 627 nucleotides. RefSeq names its product phosphodiesterase 6G (gene PDE6G). The coding region runs from base 253 to 516 and encodes 87 amino acids. Gene Ontology annotation, biological process: visual perception; positive regulation of epidermal growth factor receptor signaling pathway; positive regulation of G protein-coupled receptor signaling pathway. Lineage: Eukaryota; Metazoa; Chordata; Aves; Passeriformes; Passerellidae. The transcript is spliced from 4 exons. Gene Ontology annotation, molecular function: 3',5'-cyclic-nucleotide phosphodiesterase activity; cGMP binding. The record is from RefSeq and is a predicted model, not a curated record. Gene Ontology annotation, cellular component: photoreceptor outer segment membrane.
GGAGCCCCCAGGGAGCACCGUGAGAGCCGGGGAGCACCGUGAGCUGUGGAGAACAUUGUGAGCUCCAGGGAACAUCGUGACUUCCAGGGAACACCGUGAGCUCCCGGGAGCACCGUCAGCCCCAGGGAGCACCGUGAGGAAUACUGGAACGCCGUGAGCCCAGGGGAACUCUGCAAGGCCCAGAGAACACCGUGUGUUCCAGGGAACACCCGUGAGCCCAGGGGAACGCUGUGAGCCCCGGGGCUACCAGCCAUGAGCCUGGAGCCCCCCAAGCUGGAGGUCAAAUCGGCCACGAGGGUGAGCGGGGGUCCCGCCACCCCCCGCAAGGGACCCCCCAAGUUCAAGCAGAGGCAGACGAGGCAGUUCAAGAGCAAACCCCCCAAAAAGGGGGUGCAGGGGUUUGGUGACGACAUCCCCGGCAUGGAGGGGUUGGGAACAGACAUCACUGUCAUCUGUCCCUGGGAAGCCUUCAGCCACCUGGAGCUGCACGAGCUGGCUCAGUACGGAAUCAUUUAGGAUUUGGGCAGGCUCACCAGCCCUGUAGUGCUGUGUAGAUCAAAGCCCCCCUACCCAUGCUGGGGACAGGGGGCUCAGCUUGGAAAAACGCUCAUUAAACCCUAACGAGUA